UUUAAAAUGCUGACUUAUGAAACGCACGCGGCGCCACUCUAAACCGCGUCUACAGCGCUUAUGUGAUUGGUUAAAUCUAAUGAUCGUUUUGAAUAGAAACAAUCGGACCACAUGUCCGAAGCUUCUCCUUAAAGCAAUUUUUCAAUGAGCCUUUCAAACUUAUUCACAGUGGCUAUGAUAAGUGACAAGACUGCAUUUGAAAAGCUUUGCGACAGCUGCCGUCGGUGGUGAAUGGCGGGUAUAAUUGUAGGUCCAUGCACGCAUUAGUUUAAGUCUCCCAAUCUCAGGUGCCGACGUGCUAUUGUUGGAGUCAGAACCCGUACACUUCAUUCACAAAGUUAAUCACCCCGAUCGAAACAAGUGCAAAAUCUCACUACUGGCGGUCGCGGUCACAAGAAGUCGGAGAGCUCAGGGUAAAUUCGUUAAAAAGAGUCUCCAAAUUCCUCACGCUAAUUUAAAACUGACUCACGAGUCGCUGCCUUGAAACAAUGGGAGACGAGAUGUUGAGCGUGUUUUACAGUGGAGAUAUUUUUGCCGGCCACAGUAAGAUAAGCGCUCGGGAGGUAGCGAACCUCACGGCAAGCUUCGACGAAAAGAGCGAAUUUCGCCUUUUCAGGGAUUAUUUUGGACUCAUAAGACUUGUACAGAAUGCCGAGUUGAACGGUAAAGGAAAUGCAGGGAUAGACAGUUUGUAUGACUUUACCUACACCAAAAGAUCUCGUGUAGACAGCGUGGGAUCGGAUCACUCUCUAACGAGCUCGGGUUCUGGUGGAAAUCCAGACAUUGAACUGUGCAUUGAAACGUCAAAAGCGCCAGGUUCAUCUCUCGCGCCCGGUGCGCCAACCAGAAACGUUUCCAAACGGAACGCCGAAAACAACAGCGAAGUCGCCAAUCGCAACCGAAAAAACCGCGAAAGUAAGAAGAACAGAAACGCGAACGUGUGCGUAUUUUGCAGAAAUAACGGAGAAAGCAAAAAGGUCUAUUCAAGCCACGUUCUGAAGGAUGCAGAGGGAAACACUACAUGUCCAAUUCUCAGAGCAUACACAUGUCCUCUUUGCAAAGCAUCCGGGGACCAGUCGCACACCAUCAAGUACUGCCCAAAAAACAAAAGCUCUGCAAAGCAGCCGCCGCAGAAUACUCCACUGACUCAAACCAUUUGAAUAAAGAACUGUUGCAGCACAUGUAAAUCUGAAAAAAAAAAGGUUACACGCAGCAGAUGAACUCAUUUGAUUUGUCGCCGCUGGCGAAUAACGAACAACAGCACUUGAGAAAAGGCGGGUAUGAAAAGACUAAUGCUUAGAAACUGUAGCCUCUAAAUUGUGGUAAAAUAAUUUAGAUAUAUGAAUUAUAGAACGAAAUAUUAAAAUCUAUUUAAGUAUUGCAGAUUGUUUAGGUUUUUAAAGCGAAUAUUCCACAGUACGUAUCUUGCUCUUGAUCACUUUCUUUGAGCGUUAUAGUAUUUUUUAGAGGUUUUGUAACAUCUUUCAUAAAUUGUUUCUUAAAUGGGAUAAACCUGUAUUGCCCGGUGAUGCUCAAAGAUAUUCAUAUAACUUAGCUGACUUUGUCAGCAAUUUUUGGGGCGAUUGCUCCCAUGUUUAUGGUGUGACCAAACAUUGUAUAACAAAAAUUGACCACUGUAUUCGGCGCGUCAAAAUUUUAAGUUAUAUAAAAUUAAUAUGUGUACAGGACCGAUAAUGCUUAAACUCGAACUGUGCGAGUCAGUUAAUCCUGUUCCUAAUUUUUUAAUCGACAGAAAGUCAUGAAUUUCUAGCCGAGAAAAUAUACCGAAUUUGGGCAGAGAAACACACGAUUUCGCCUUGUUUCUUUCUACCUCUAUAUCUACUCAACUUUAUGAUUGCUUGGGCUAUUCCAAAUUACAAAAUAAAUUCAGAAGUCUUAAUCCGCAAACAAGGAAAUUGCUAAAGAAAGUAAUCUUAAUCACUUAGUGGGCGCCCUCUGAAAUUUAAAGCUUGGUUUUUGAGGUUUGAACACAAUACCUCAGGUCCAAGUAAAACUCAGAUUCUCCUUGAUAAUGAUUCUUUGUGAUAGAGAGGGGCUAAAAACUUGAAUUGAUAAAAUAGUGUGCUAAUGUUAUUAACCAACUCCAUGCGGAACAUUAUCCAUGCAAUAAAAUUGAAUUGUUUUCAAAUACUGUCCGUGUUGACUUAAAGCAACUUGAAUUUUAUUCAAAUUGGAUGUAACAUGUCUAUUUUCCAGCCUUUCGCGUUUUUUUUUUUUCUAUUUUCAAUUUUGCGGAAAGAGCUGUACAUAAGUCCUCCUCAAAGUAUAGCAUAAAACGAAAAUGCCUUCCUUAUUGUUGUUAUUUUAUAUUCUUCAGAGAUCACGAAACUGAGAAAAAUCGAAUCUCAUUAUCAAAACUCAAAGCUGACAGAUGAGCAGUGUUUUGGCACGGUCUCUUGAAUCAAAGGAUUCCUGCGUCGAAGUUUCGUAUCGACAGUUCAAACAAAAAGAAGAAAAUUAUUUUAUUCAUCAGUUAAUUGACAACCAACAUUUGAAACCUGGAGGUUUAGAAAUCGAUCGAUUUCACAUGAAAAAUUUGACAGCCAAACCAAAAUGAUGUGAGGUUGUUUUAGAAAAGUUUCACACCAAAUAGAAGCCUAAGUGGUAUGGAUAACUGGUGUUCAGUUUCAUCCAUGGCGCUGAUCGACAGAUUGCUAGCUUAGUCGCCCCAAAGAAGCAAAAACUUCGUCGGAUUUGUCUGAAAUAUGAACAAUUUGUCAUUUUAGAAAACGAAGCAAAAUUGUUUCGCAAAAUUAUUACCAAAACAUCUUUCGGGUCACGAACUAGAAGUGUUGCAUGGCGAAGGUCUGUUAUAAUCCAAUACGUUUUCAAGCUAUGGAGCUAGAGUUAAAAUAUCUGUCAUUAUGUUUCAGGAUUUUUGCUUUUGAUGUUCAUAAGAGAGGGAGAGAGAUUUCUUUUUAGCGUGCGAGCUGUAAUGCGUUCAUUUUGAUUGGUUAUGCGCUUGGCCGACUAUAAGGAACCGUAGCUUUAUUAAAUUUGAAUAAACGCAGCAUGUUGUAACAAUAAGACACGAAAAUGCUCAGUAGGUAUAAGAAAAACACGAAAUCGCUUUUCGCACUUAUAUAAGAGCGCGAAAUUGACUUGACUAAGGUCAACAGAGAAUACACCAUAAAAAAUCAACAAAUUGGCACGGGUUUUACUUAGAAUGAAAAUAUUGACCACGUUAUAAUGGACCGGGAAAAAUUAAAUUUGUAAAUGUUAUAGAAAAUGCCUUACUCGCUUUGACAAGGAAACAAGUUUAAGACCUUGAAAUUAAUGGAACAUUUUAGAGUGCUUGAAACGAAGAAAAAAGAUUUUAAUGAUUACAGUUUUAGCGUUUGGAAGGGUUAUGUUAAUGUUAUUCUUUUGCUUUUACAGUAAAAUUGUAAAUUGCAAUCUUUCGUAAUAAAGUAUGUAUCUCAUUGCCCAUUUCACUAUUGAAAAUGGGUUUGGAUUAAA
This is a messenger RNA of Stylophora pistillata, 3480 nucleotides long. RefSeq lists its product as uncharacterized. Gene Ontology annotation, molecular function: zinc ion binding; RNA binding. NCBI's taxonomy places the organism in Eukaryota, Metazoa, Cnidaria, Anthozoa, Scleractinia, Pocilloporidae. The record is from RefSeq and is a predicted model, not a curated record.